UCACGUCUGGAAACGGGACACUGGGAGAACAGGAAGAUCCCAAAAGCGUUCCUCUCCAUCUCCGAGCACACAUUCUGUUCACGUGAAGGUCUGACUCAUUUGAUUCUGGACGGAGCUCCAUCUGUCGUAGACGUGUGUUUUACAGGGGCUCACUAAAGAUGUGGAAGGCAGCAGCAGGGCAGUCAGUCAAGGUGACUGUGGAUGAUGGCGGUGACGACUGGGAGACGGACCCUGACUUUGAGAAUGACGUAUCUGAGAAGGAGCAGCGCUGGGGUGCCAAGACAGUAGCUGGUUCUGGACAUCAGGGGCACAUAAAUAUCCACCAGCUGCGUGAAACCGUGUCAACUGAGCAUACGAGCUUGAAACAGCAGGAGUUAGACAACAUGCCCAAGGCCUCGCAUGGAUAUGGAGGAAAGUUUGGGGUGCAGCAGGACCGCAUGGACAAGUCUGCUGUGGGACAUGAAUACCAGAGCAAGUUAUCCAAGCACUGCUCCCAGACCGACAACUGCAAGGGCUUUGGAGGGAAGUAUGGAGUUCAAGCUGACCGUGUAGACCAGUCUGCGGUUGGCUUUGAGUAUGCUGGGAAAACAGAGAAGCAUGCUUCACAGAAAGACUACAACACAGGAUUUGGGGGGAAAUACGGUGUACAGGCAGAUCGUGUUGACCGGAGCGCGGUGGGCUUUGAUUACCAAGGCAAAACUGACAAACAUGAGUCCCAGAAAGAUUAUACUAAGGGUUUUGGCGGGAAGUUUGGCGUGGAGACCGACAAAGUGGACAAGAGUGCUGUGGGCUUUGAAUACCAGGGCAAAACCGAAAAGCACGAGUCUCAGAAAGACUAUGUCAAAGGUUUUGGAGGCAAAUUCGGUGUACAGACAGACCGGCAGGAUAAAUCUGCUCUGGGAUGGGACCACCAGGAGAAUCUACAGCUCCAUGAGUCCCAGAAAGACUAUAAGCGUGGGUUUGGAGGGCAGUAUGGGGUAGAGGUGGAGAGGCAGGACCAGAGUGCCCUGGGCUAUGAGUACAAGGAACACCUGGCCAAGCAUGGGUCACAGAAAGAUUACUCCAAAGGGUUUGGAGGAAAAUUUGGUGUACAGAAUGACCGAAUGGAUAAGAGUGCAAGCACAUUCGAGGAUGUUGAGAAGCCCAAAUCAUCUUACCAGAAAACUAGACCUGUGGAGGCUGCUGGCAGCAGCACUGGAAGUAUUAAGGCCCAGUUUGAGAAUAUUGCCAGGCAGAAGGAGGAAGAGGACAGAAAGAGAGCUGAAGAUGAGCGAACACGUCGGCAGGCUAAGGAGAAACAGGAGCAAGAGGAGGCACGACGUAGAAUUGAAGAGCGGGCCAAAGCGCCCUCUCCGGUUCCUGUUGCAGCGAGCCCCAGUCCCACUCCGGUUACUUUUGCAGCGAGCCCCAGUCCCACUCCGAGCCCAACUUCACCUGUCCAGCCUGCUCUCUCUUCAACAUACGAGAAUGCAGAUGUUACCUACGAGGUUGCUGAUGAGAAUGGAGAGCAACUGUAUGAACGAGAACCACAGGGUGACUACGAACAGCCAGAGGUGCUUUAUCAGACCCCUGCUGAAGAGGGGCAGCAGUAUGCGAUUGGUGAGGACGCCGGGGUGACCGCGGUUGCCCUGUAUGACUACCAAGCAGCUGGCGAAGAUGAGAUCUCCUUUGAUCCCGAUGACAUCAUCACCAACAUUGAGAUGAUCGACGAAGGCUGGUGGCGUGGCGUUUGCAGAGGGGCUUACGGUCUUUUCCCUGCCAAUUACGUUGAAGUACGGCAAUGAUAUCACUCUGCCGAAAGAGGAGAGGCUGUUAAAUUCCUACUUUUCAUGCUUUGGUCUCCUUUCUUUUCUGAGUGCUUCAACACUGUGCAAGACAUCUUAGGUCUUCUAAAUCAGCAUUCGUUUGCGCCUUUUUCCAUCACACAAGUGAUUUUUGUUUUGUAUUGUUUUUAUAUAAAUGAUGAUGAUUUCCUCUGUGUGCAGUACACAAACUUACUUGAGAAUGACUCAACACCCGGAAAACAAAUAAAUAAAUAAACUAGGCCUAAAAAAAAAAAAAAAAGUUAAAAGCUUUGGCUGCAUUGGUCUCCAAAAAAAAAAGUACUGCACCUAUUAAGUUUAGUUUUACCAAAGAUGUGUGUUGACAAAAAUAUCUGGUGACCACCCUCACUCUCAAUUGAGACAAGGGGAUAUGAUGAUAUAUGUCCAGUACAGCCCACCAGGGACCGAAACAAUAAUAAUGAUUACCUUCAUUGCAUCCCCUCCAAACACACUUAACUUAAACUGUUUUUGAUAAGCAUAAAGCAUUUGUUUUGAAGUUAAUGCAGUAUGCGAAUCUGCUUUCGUCCACCAUUGUUGGUUCAGGGUUUCUUCUUUAAGAUGUUCAGAUUUAUGGGGCAAUUUAUGUAAAUGGACACUGUGUUAAGUUGCACUUAACAGUACACUACAGCUCAUUGUUGAUUACUGUUGAUGCCAUGAGUCAUGUGCAGAGAAAUUAAGAGUUACGAUGCUUUGAGAGAUGGUAGAUUUGAAAACAUAUUUUUAUUCCAUCGCUGUUUUUGUCUUUGAAUGUGAGCAAGCCGUCUGUGUGUGUGUGUGUGUGUGUGUGUGUGUGUGUGAGAGAGCUUUCAUUGUUUUCCAUCUUUUAGGGUUUUGUAACAUCAAAGUGACCUUUACAAUUUUUUUUAUCUGUACUUCUGUCUGCUUGAGUCAUAUAACCCGUUUUCUUUUUUUUUUUUUUUUCAAGAAAUAAAAUAUAUGAAUUAUACGGUGGUUUAUAUUUUGACUUUGUUUACAGAUUGGAGCUAUUUCAAGCUUGCUGAAAAAAAAAAAAAUUUUUUUUACAUUAGUUACCAUUAUACAUUUUUCCCAUGCAGCAAUUUUGAUGGGAAAGCUGCAUUCCGACGAUAAGAGCAGCUGUUUGGCACUAUAAUGGUUUAUUUAAAGCGCUCGAGCAAUACUGUACUUUCUUGGGAUGGCAGUUUAACAGCAUGGAAUUACAGUAAAAACUCCUUUGUGUAGCUGCUUUGAUAAGCGAAAAGUCUUCAGCUUGCCUUUUCAUUGCUUCUCUUUUUGCAUUUUCGAAAUGUUGUAUGGACAGUGCAAUUUUCCGAAUUGUUCAAGAUGCUGUGAUUCAUGGAAAUCAGAUAUUAUAUAUCAAUAUUGAACAAGCCAACUUGAGUAUCCAUUUGUCUUUUGACAGUUUUCAAUGAAAUUUGUACAUUUUCAAACAAUUUAGCAGUGUCUAUCAAAAGAAGUGUAAUUCAAGGAUCAUGCUUAAAUUUGAGUUGAAGAGUUAAUUUAUUUCAGUCGUUCAAUUUGAAACGUGAAACUGAUUCAUUAAACACAGGAAUACUUUAAGAAGGUCGUAAAUUUAUGUCGUUUUGAAUAGUUAUGUAAUUUUCAAAUUUCUUGCGGUGAUGAAUUUUGGGUUUUUUGUUUGCUGUGCUCUGUAAGUCUAAUCGUAUUCUGAUUUAUUGAUUGUACUUGUACUACAUUAAAGCUAUAAAUCAGUAA
Molecule: messenger RNA, 3518 nt
Organism: Phycodurus eques (leafy seadragon)
Lineage: Eukaryota; Metazoa; Chordata; Actinopteri; Syngnathiformes; Syngnathidae
Product: src substrate protein p85-like
Exons: 16
Coding region: 159-1784 (541 amino acids)
Biological process (GO): regulation of actin filament polymerization
Cellular component (GO): focal adhesion; site of polarized growth; lamellipodium
Molecular function (GO): actin filament binding
Source: RefSeq, a predicted model, not a curated record